AGGGACAAGGCGGAAGGAACGAUCAGUUUAAGGAUGGUGGACUUUUGGUGGCGACUGUGGCACCUGCCACUAUUGCUGUAUCUCACAGGACUCCUGCAAUUUGAUCUGUGCAGUGGUCAGAUUCAGGUCCAGAUCCAGGAAGGUCCUCUGUAUAGAGUGAAAGGAUAUCCCAUCUCCAUAUCCUGUAAUGUUACAGGGUUUACAGGCCCAUCUAACCGGGAUUUUCAGUUCAUUCUCAAGAAACCAAAUGUGGAAUUAAAUAUGAUCAGUACCAGUGACCCAGACUUUGCCUACGGAAUGUUCUCCGGUAGAAUAAGAAAUAAAGAGAUGUAUAUUCAAAGGCUGUCAGGAUCUUCAGUUCUCUUGACAAUCAAAAAUUUGCUGGAGAAUGAUGCAGGUGAUUUGCUCUGUGAGACCCUACACACAGGUGGUGCAUAUUACGGAGAUUAUGCUGCAGAAACAAAGCUUAAUGUGAUUGCAGACACCCUGGAGGCAUCAUACUCUGGCUCUCCCUCUCAGAGCUUGUCUGAAGGUGAUCCUCUUCAGCUUGAGUGCCAGGUCUCCAGCCAGACUUUUCAACAUACUCAUCUGUCGGUCACCUGGUUUCUUCAUGGUGAAGAGGAUGAAAUCCCCCGGCCAAUCAUUACUCUGGACAAAGAUCUGACUGUAAAGCCAGGAGCUGGAUUUGAGGAUGGCUAUCGUGCUGGUCUUAUCAGCAUGGAUAAGGUGGAGGACACAACCUACAGACUGAAGAUGCCUCAAGUGCAGCAGUCAGACCAGGGGAAGUUCUUCUGCAAAGCCAUUGAGUGGAUCCAAGACCCAGACCGUUCCUGGACACAGAUUGCCCACAAAACCACCACAGCAUGCGAUGUGGAGAUCAAACGAAUCGUGGCCCCUGAUGCAGGCUCGUUCAGUGUUUAUUUGAAGGCUUCAAAGGGGCCACUACAGGAGGGAGACGCACUGGACAUCCGCUGCGGUGUGAAUGCACAGAACCUUCCUGGUCAUUUCUUCUCGGUGACUUGGCUGAAGAACCAGCAGAAAGUGGCCCAUAUUGGAUCUUCUGGGGUGCUCACUAUGUUUGACAGUUACAAAGAGCGAGAGAAUGCAGCAGAGAUGAGAGCAGUGAAAACCAGUCACACGGACUACCUGCUGACCAUCCGUUCGGCUCGGGCUGAGGACCAGGGCCAAUACCAGUGUGAAGUAUGGCAGGAAAACAUGAAUGAAGAUGGCACCUUCAAAAAAAUACAAAAACAAAUGUCCAGUCCAGAGACUGUGAGCAUCACGGCUAAAGAGAGUGAUCUUGCGGUGGUCAUGGAGAUGAAGGACGCGGUGACUGAGGGAGAUGCACUACGGGUCUCCUGCUCAGUGUCGGGAUUCAAAGGUCCUUUAUCAGUGUCAUGGCAACACAAGAAAGACUCGGGGGCUUCCUUCAGUGAUGUCAUUAGUCUGACCCAUGAGGGAGUGAUGAGAGAUGUUGGGGCAAGGUAUCAGAGCAGAAAUGUUCAAACAUUUCAUUCUCCAGCUGGAAACUUUAUUCUAGAGCUCGGUGCAUCUGCAACAUCUGACAGCGGCGAAUAUAAGUGCAUUGUGUCUGAAUGGACAGUACAGAGCAAUGGCGAGAUGAAGAAAGCCAACACCAAAUCUCAACAAAAAGCCAUAAUAGUUAAUUCUGUUGAAUCUCUAAUGAAGGUGAGCUUGAAAAGUCGUACAACAAAUGUGCCAAUAGAUUCUCCAGUAGAACUGCUAUGCACAGUCAGAGGGCCUAAAGUGUCUUUGGCUGUACGCUGGAUGUUUCAGCCCCGCAAUUCAACCGUUCAAACAAAUAUUUUAUCCAUACGCCACACUGGAGAAAUCACCUGGAGAGCAGAUCAGAGAAACUAUCAGCUGUCCAUUCAACAGCCGUCAGACACUCAUUUCACUCUCAUGGUGCCGAGAGCCAGCAAGCAACAAGAAGGACAGUACCAGUGUCAAGUUGAUGCCUAUCAAAAGGAUGUACAGAAAGCCUUGAAGAACUCCAACCCAUUAGCUGUGAUUGUACACAAACCUGUCAGCAAGAUGAGUCUGUACUACUCACCCACUUCUCGUCUGGAAACCACUGUCAAUACUGAUGUUAAGCUUGAAUGCUCAGUCACGAGGACAACCACAGAUACCUCUCGUUUCACGAUAACAUGGAUGUUUGGGUCCCAGAUGCUGUUAACUAUGGACCUAGAUGCUGUUGUCAAGUUUGGCCCUGCAGCCGGCCUAGAGAUGGACCAGAGGAUCCGUAUGGAAAUAAGACAGAAACAGGACUUCCAGCUGACUAUCCACCAGGUCAGAACAUCUGAUAGUGGGCAAUAUCAUUGUGAGGUGGAAGAGUGGCUUCAGGAUCCUCUUGGUGACUGGUAUUCCCUAAAGAAAAUGUCUGUUUCCAAAGAGCUGGUUGUCAAAGAGAAAGAAAUUAAACUGCAUGUUCAGAAGGAGAACCGAACAUUCAACAUUACCAAUCAUCAGACUGCAUUCACCAUUGACUGUGUCAUUGACUCACAAUCCAGUGAUAAGUCUGUCUUUGAGGUCACCUGGUUCAAGGUUCAGGAGGAAGAAGGACCAGUCUCCAUGUUCACUGCCAGGCGUGACGGUACUUUACACAGUGCAAUUAGCGAUAAAAAUCUUCUGUUUGGCCGACCACUUGCCACACACUAUAAACUGACUGUGCCACAGAGCAACCCCACUGAUAUGGGGCAAUACUACUGUCAGGUUGAGGAGUGGCUUCUAACUGCUAACACCUGGAAGAAAUUUGCUUCAGAUAAAUCUGGAGAGCUCUCCAUCUAUGUUCACACUGAAGGUGAUUCUGAAAAACAGAUAGACCCAUUGGGAAUAACAUUGGCAAUCGCUAUUCCUCUGAUUUGCUUUCUUGUAUUGGUCAUACUAUUGUUGUUGAGAAAGGGCCACAAGAAGAAACCUGAACUGAAGAAGAAGAAAGACUGUCUGUGGGCUGAAAAAAAUGGCCUUACUCUCGUGCCUACUUGCGAUUAGAUUGUUGUUUUAAAAUGCUCAUGAUCAGAUUGCAGUUACUUUUUUAUCAAUUAUAUGAUUACAUACAUUCACACAGUAAUCAUUUCACUUUUAAGAAACUUGGAAAAAUAUUACUGUACAAUAGGCCUAUACGUUUCCUAGUUUUCUGUUGACUGCAAAGUUACAUGCAAAAUCUAAAAAAAGUUACAUGUUACAUUGGCACAUGAGCAAGACAGAUGAAUGUAUUUAAUUUAAAGUCCCUCACAGCUGAAUGACAAUCUAUACUUUCAGUUUAUCUUUUUUUUUUCAUAGCCAAACAGCCUGUUUUACUAUGUUAGAAGCUAUAAAUACUAUUAAUGUAUGAGAAUUAACUUGUGCCUGUAAACAGCAGCUCUGAUAAACCAUGUGUGCAACCACUGCAUAUCACAAACCACUGAAACUGCAGUGCAGGUUAAAGUAGCAGCUAGCUCUGUGCUUUCAGACAAGUACAUUUUUCUUCAGUUGUGCUGCACAACUGAGUGGAUGGCAGCUUACAGUUUUGUUGUAUUUGAUACUCUUAGCUUUGAGAGCAAAAUAAGUUAUGCUAUCAGUGUUGAAGUUUUUUCAGCUCAGUUUCUUUAAAAUUCCACAUAAUGACAAUGCCAGUGAUGGGUGAACUACAACAUCAAGAGAGAAAAUUCGAAAUCUGUUAUUCAAAGUCUAGCUUAAGCCUGAAAAUAAACUACUUUUAGGAUUGAAAUGUUUAAAACACAUUUAAAUAGUCUGACAAUUGCUUCAGAAAUAUUUUAAAUUGUGCUUUAUUAAUUUGUCAGUCUGCAAAUCAAUUAAUCAAGUCUGUGACUGAUAAUGUUAUGCUGGGAUAACAAGAAUUAUUAGGUUUCAAUGUUGACAAAAAAACUUGCCAACCCCUGUAUAGACCUAAGUCAGGGUAGAUAGACGCCAUAUUGAAUUUUACUUUGAUGAAUGAUGGAUGAGGCUGGGAGGAAUAGACUUACAGUCUUUACAAAGUUAUUUUCAUUAUACACUUUUAUACAAUAUAUUUUUUGGACUCUUUCUUAUAUUGUGCUACCCUGACAAGGUCUAUUACAGUAGGUUAUGUCUUUAAAAGGCUUUUAAAAAAUACAAAAAUUCACAUAAUUUUGCAUUUACCAUGUAAUCCACUUAUACACACACCAAACCAACAAAAAAUAGUAAUGCUAGGUUUAUGUUUGUGAUACAUUUUGAGCCUUUGCUUUAGAAAUAUAACUUGUCUGAUCUGCUACCACACAUGAAUGAUGUUUGUAAAGCUGUAGCUGAAUGUUCAUAAUUCUAGAAAUUCUCCCAUAAUGCAAACAGAUUUGAGUCUGUGACUGCUAUAGGGCCUAGACUUCUAUUGACAUCAGAUUUGUACGCCAUGUAAAUACAUUUGCAUAUUUGUACACAAUGUAAAUGAAUUUUCCUUCCAACUUUGAUGUUGGCCCUGUUGUCUUAAUGUUUAUGAAUGUUUGUUCAUGUUAUGUAAUGUUUAAAGUCACAAUGUAAUGGAAGGGAC
Molecule: messenger RNA, 4522 nt
Organism: Sinocyclocheilus rhinocerous
Lineage: Eukaryota; Metazoa; Chordata; Actinopteri; Cypriniformes; Cyprinidae
Product: immunoglobulin superfamily member 2-like
Exons: 9
Coding region: 34-3012 (992 amino acids)
Cellular component (GO): membrane
Source: RefSeq, a predicted model, not a curated record